Molecule: messenger RNA, 2145 nt
Organism: Anopheles aquasalis
Lineage: Eukaryota; Metazoa; Arthropoda; Insecta; Diptera; Culicidae
Product: apyrase
Biological process (GO): AMP catabolic process
Cellular component (GO): plasma membrane
Molecular function (GO): 5'-nucleotidase activity
Source: RefSeq, a predicted model, not a curated record
CGGAGAUGUUGUGUACCGUGAACGCGGCCACUGUGCAAAUGUUUCGCGUGUGGCCACUACGUAUCGCCGCUUUUGUGGUCGUGCUAUCAUCGGUUGUGGUGGCGCUCGAGCAAGGAACGGUCAUUACUAAGCCGGGUCGCGAGACGAACGUCAUCCGGAGUAGUAGCAGAAGCGACGAGCUAUAUCCGCUCACCGUGAUCCACGUGAACGAUCUGCACGCCCGGUAUGAAGAGACCAACAUCGUUUCCACACGCUGCAAACCGGACGAAGGGGAAAGGUGCAUCGCUGGCUACGGGCGGACAGUGGCCAGAGUGAAAGCCCUUCAGCGGGAGUACGCCGAUCGGAAUCCGAUCUAUCUAAACGCGGGCGAUAGCUUCCAGGGAACGAUCUGGUACACGUUGCUCCGUUGGAAUGUGACAUCGUACUUCCUUAAUCUGCUACCGGCCGAUGCGAUGACCCUCGGGAACCAUGAGUUCGAUCACGGUGUCGAGGGACUCGUUCCCUUCCUCGAGUCCAUCACCAGCCCGAUGCUGGUGGCAAACAUUGACGAUCGCGAAGAACCAACACUGCAGGGCAAGUACCAGAAAUCGGUUGUUCUUGAACGUGGUGGCCGCCGGAUCGGAAUCAUCGGAGUGAUACACCAUGCAACCGAUACGCUCAGUAUGACGGACAAGGUCCGAUUCCUGGAUGAGGUGCCAGCAAUCAACCGUGAAGCUAGCUCCCUCCGGCAGCUCGGUGUUAACAUCAUCAUCGUCUUAUCGCACUGUGGCCUCGCGAUCGAUCAACAGAUCGCUCGUGAAUGUCCCGAGGUGGACGUGGUUGUCGGUGGACAUUCGCACUCGCUGCUCCACAAUGGUGAUGCCAGUGGGUGGCCAGAUACUCCCAUCGAUUCCUAUCCGAUCGUGGUGGACCAGCCAGCUGGCCGGAAGGUGCUGGUGGUUCAGGCUGGAUCCUACACCAAGUACAUCGGCCAUCUGGUGGUGUACUUUGACGAGCAGGGUGAAGUGGUACGCUGGGAGGGCAAUACGGAGUUCCUGGAUGAAUCCUUCCCCAAAGAUGAGGAUAUCGAACGGGAAUUGCCGCCGUGGCGUGCUCAGGUGGACGCACUGGCGGUCAGGCCGGUGGGAAACAGCAAAGUACUCCUCUCCAAAGCUGAGUGCCGUACGGCGGAAUGUAACUUUGGUAGCUUCGUAGCGGACGCAUUCGUUGAUUACUACACCGAGCGGUCAGAGAGUGAGCGGGAGUGGACGUACGCCGCGAUCGGUAUCACGAACGAUGGUGGCCUCCGGACGUCGCUCAGUGCCGGUACGCUAACCUACGAAGAUCUGGUAACGGCCAUCCCGUACGAGAACACGGUCGACACGUUCGAGCUACCGGGACGGGCCCUUCUCGAAGCGCUGGAGUACAGUGCCAGCCGUCACGGGACCGCGGACGUGCUUCAGUUCUCCGGACUGCGGGUAGUGUUCAACAUGACGCAACCUGCGUUCCAGCGGGUACAGCACCUAUCCGUUCGCUGCCAGGAAUGCCGCAUUCCGAAAUAUGAACCACUCGACCCGAAUGCUCGCUACCGGGUCGCGAUUGCGGCCUGGAUUGGCAACGGUGGCAACGGGUACCAGAUGUUUGCGGAUCAUCGGUCAAACGUGCGCAUCGGACCGCUAGACAUUGACGUGUUCGAGCGGUACGUCACGCGGAUGUCCCCCAUCAUCCAGGGUACUGAUGGGCGGCAGCAGUUCGUGAACUAACAGGCCGACCGGCCGGUGGAACUGGUCGCCACUGCAGUAUUCAAUCAUGCAAGAAUAACACGACAACCGAAUGCUGCUGCUGCUGCUGCUGCUGCUGGGUGUAAAGUAGAAAGUGUCGUUGUUUGUUCAAAUAAAUUGAAAACUAGCCCUUGGAAGGGUGACAAAGCAAGCGGCUCUGUGUAGAUGGAACAAUGUUGCCUGUAUCGAACUAUCUUUGACUUAAAUAUUUUUUUAUAAUAGUUGUAAUGAUUGAAGACAAAAGAAAAGACAACAGGGUUUUAGAAAAUAGAAAUUAAUUCUUCAUUGAAAGGUUUCAAAUUGGGAAUUUUAUUUCAAUUGUUCAAGAUGGGGUCUGGUAAAGAAAUUUCAUCUAAUAAAUAUCUUAUGCAAUUCUAUACACUCA